AUGACAUGGCAGUGGCGUACUAACGGGGAGGGGAGGGAUAAUCCCCCUUCCACCAACAUUUUUAAAAUUUUAAUUAGAUUUAAUAAACAUAGAAAUACUCUCUCAAUUAUUCAGAACUUUAUACCCAAUAAACUAAUAAAAUUAUCAGUAAAUGGAAUUGAGACAAGUACGGAAGUGAUGUCAAAACAGUGGCCAAUCGUAAUAAGCUCAUGUGACAAUAUUAAUAUAGUAAAUAAAGAAGUUCUGUUGUGGAAACAAAGAUGGAUAGUAGCAGAAGAUAAGCUUCCUUGCACUUUUAUAGAUGCAAUAAGUUGUUGUGAUGAGUUACUGUUCCCUAAAGUAUUUCAAUUUUUAAAAAUUGGCACUACGUUGUCCGUCACAGUUGUAACUUGCCAGCGUACAAUGGAGCUUUUCAACGUUGAAACAUUCCGAAUCGUUACAAGCACAAAAUAUUAA
Messenger RNA from Macrosiphum euphorbiae (potato aphid), 456 nucleotides. The record is from the annotation of a GenBank genome assembly. Lineage: Eukaryota; Metazoa; Arthropoda; Insecta; Hemiptera; Aphididae.